CACGUACCUGAGAGUCGAGUCUGUCUGUUUUCGGGCAUUAGACAUUUCAAAGUCGGCAAGCAGACCGUUUGGAUUGUUACUUUUAUACAGCAAAUUAUCUCCUGCACUUGUCUUCUUGUAGCUACAAUCCCAACAACCAGCUGCCAUUAACCAUAACCAUUAACGAGACCAAACCAGCAGCAAUGAGCAGUAGCAGUGGCAGUGACGGUGGCGGUGGCGGCGAUGUGGUGCUCGUAACGGGCGGCAGCGGAUUUCUGGGUCAGCACCUCAUUAAGCAGCUGCUGGAGCGUCGCAAUGAGCUGGGCAUCAGGGAAGUCCGCUCGCUGGACAUUGUGCCCUACAAUAACAAUAUCGGCCAUCCGGAGACGCCCAUACUGCGCACCUUUGUGGGCGACAUUGGUGUCGAUCGCGAGAGCCUCGGCCACAUCUUCGCCGGAGUAGAUGGGGUCUUCCACUGCGCAGCCUCGGUGAAAAUCGAGUAUCCGCCCAACUACGAGGAGCUGGACCGUGUGAAUGUGAAGGGCACCCUGGCCGUGGUGGAUCUGUGCAUCCAGAACAAUGUGAAGCGGCUGGUCUACACCAGCUGCACGUCCGUGUGCUUUGUGCCCUUCAAGGGGCGCAGCACCUUCUCGGCCGUCAUCAAUUCAACGGAAUCCAAGACGGACACACCCACCCUGGAUGGGGCCUCGCUGUGGGAGCAGGACAGCCAGUUCCUGAUUGCCGGCUACGCCUCGAGCAAGCUGCGGGCCGAGAACAUCGUGCUCAACUCCAACGGAGCCCCACUCCAGAACCAGCAGGAUUACUUGGCCACCUGUGCCAUUCGUGCCCCGCUGACCUACGGCGAAUGCGACUCCCACUUUGUUACGGAGACCCUUGAGUACCUGUCGACGCGCGGCUGGGUGUUCCCUCGGAUAGCCGGAGUCGGGGGCAAACAGCAGCUGGUCUACGCCGGCAACGUGGCCUGGGGACACCUCUGUGCCUACAAGGCCCUGAAGGUCUCCAGUAAGGCGGUCAAUGGCCUGCCAGUGUUCGUCACCGACGACACGGGCAUUAACGACGUCUCGCGCUUCAUCCAGAAGAUGGCCCUGCUCGGCGAGCGGUUCAAGGUGAAGACCAGCUGGUGGUAUGUGCCCCAUUUCCUGUUCUUUUUCCUGGCCUUCCUGCUGGAGGUUGUGGUGCGCGUCGCCUAUCCCUACACCAAAUACCGUUUGCGCUACUCCCCCCGCGCCAUCGCCUCCUACACGUCCUCCAUGCUGAUGUACAACCGAUUGCGCGCCGCGAUACACAUGGACUACAUGCCACUCUUUGAUGCGGACACCAGUGCCGAGCGCAGCGCCAAGUGGUAUGCCCGAUGGUGGGACCAGAAGCAACAGGCCAACAAGCUCAAGAAGUCCAGCUGAGCUGAGAUUUGCUCGGAUUAUCACUCGGAUUAUGUUGCUUGCUUUUCUAGUUUUAAGUUGAUUUUUAUGUACUGCCUCCCCCCACCAAGCUAGAGGUCAAUAAAUUGGUUA
Drosophila obscura is the source of this 1511-nucleotide messenger RNA. Its product is annotated as 3 beta-hydroxysteroid dehydrogenase/Delta 5-->4-isomerase. The record is from RefSeq and is a predicted model, not a curated record. The transcript is spliced from 4 exons. Gene Ontology annotation, biological process: steroid biosynthetic process. Gene Ontology annotation, molecular function: 3-beta-hydroxy-Delta5-steroid dehydrogenase (NAD+) activity. The coding region runs from base 183 to 1400 and encodes 405 amino acids. NCBI's taxonomy places the organism in Eukaryota, Metazoa, Arthropoda, Insecta, Diptera, Drosophilidae.